Messenger RNA from Perognathus longimembris pacificus (Pacific pocket mouse), 3044 nucleotides. RefSeq names its product F-box and WD repeat domain containing 4 (gene Fbxw4). Gene Ontology annotation, molecular function: protein binding. The coding region runs from base 773 to 2542 and encodes 589 amino acids. Gene Ontology annotation, biological process: SCF-dependent proteasomal ubiquitin-dependent protein catabolic process. NCBI's taxonomy places the organism in Eukaryota, Metazoa, Chordata, Mammalia, Rodentia, Heteromyidae. The record is from RefSeq and is a predicted model, not a curated record. Gene Ontology annotation, cellular component: SCF ubiquitin ligase complex. The transcript is spliced from 9 exons.
UAAUUCCAGGGCAAAGCCAGACUCCGGUCUGACCUUGUUUCACGAUGCUUCUGUAGCAUCUGCACAUUGUAAUACAACGAGGUGGCUUCCCCUUCCUCACUCUUUGGCUCUGCUAGGCAUUGUGUAAUUUUCGGGAUUUAUUUCUCAUUCAUUCCUGCUCCCCGAAAAUGGGUGUGAAAGGUGUCGAGUUCAGUACUCUCAAGACUGGGUACUGUGGUUCUAAUGGGUGGUUUGGAAAAGCAAUCCGUGGUGAUCUUCAGAGAAUUAACUUGCACUCGGUGGUGACUAGUGACAAGUCCUAGCUCGACCAGUUGGUUCUUGAUAGGUGACUGUUGGGGGAAGAGUUACGGACUCGGGAUCUAGCAGAUUGAAACCUCCCAAAAGGAUAGAACUUCGGAUCAUAUUCCAAGUGAGAACACGGGCACUAGAACCUGCCAACUUCUAGGGCUGCACUUUCAAGGGACUCUACGUGGUUUGUGGAAAGCAGGCACGGCCUGGGCCAGCGGGAACAGCCGCCCGGCUAGACGCUGCCUGAGGGCAGGGGCUCCAACUCGAGGGUUCCGAAGGUGGAGGCUUCCGCGGCCUUCUGCUCGGCCUUGUGGCGAGCCUCGCACUAGGUGAAGGAAGUCAUGUACUUCCGCCAAAGUGUUCCCGGAGAUGAGAGGUGUCUACGCCCCGGGGCCGGGCCGUACCCAGACGUGGCUCCAGCGCCGCAGGUGUGAGGGGCGGGCCCAGGCCUCGGCCCGCUCCGCCCCAUGUGACCCGGUCCGGCAUGGUGUCGCCUCCUCCCGGGACGGCGGCGGCGGCAGCGGCGGCGGCGGCAGCAGCGGCGGCUCGGGCCUGGCUUCGUGUCGGGCCGGCCCCGGGGCCCCUCAUGGGCAGCCAGGGCCACUCGGGUCCCCCCGGGAACCGCGGGCCCGGCGAGGGCGAGGGCGGGGAGGCGAGGAAGGUGCAGGAAGCGAGGGUCGCGCAGGGGAAGCGAAGGAAGGGAAAGGGGAAGGGCAGAGUGGGCUCAGGCGGAAGAGGAAGCGGGGCGGAAGGGAAGCCAGUGCCGCCACCCGCGAAGGAGGCUGCGGGGCCAGGGGCUGAGGCGAGAGUCGGGGCAGGCCCGGGGCAGGAGGGAGAGGGAAGCGGGAGAGUGGAGGAAGGGACGAGCAGCGUCGGAGAGCGAGCUAAGGGGAGCGCAGGGACCGGGAAGGAGGAGGAACGGAGAGUCAGGAGCCGGCGGCGGGAGGAUGGCAGGCCCGGGAGAGCACCGGGACGAGGAGGUCGGGCGUGGGGCGGCAUCGCAGGGACCCGGGCGGCCAUGGCGGCUGCGGCCGAGGCGGCGGCUGUGGAGGCGGCGGCCGUGGAGCCGGCUGUGCGCCCCGCUGCGGGGCCAGCGCUCUGGCGCUUGCCCGAGGAGCUGCUGCUGCUCAUCUGCUCCUACCUGGACAUGCGGGCCCUCGGCCGCCUGGCCCAGGUGUGCCGCUGGCUGCGCCGCUUCACCAGCUGCGACCUGCUCUGGCGCCGGAUAGCCCGGGCCUCGCUCAACACCGGCUUCACGCGGCUCGGCACCGACCUGAUGACCAGCAUCCCGGUGAAGGAUCGAGUGAAAGUGUCUCAGAACUGGAGGCUCGGGCGCUGCCGAGAAGGCAUUCUGCUCAAGUGGAGAUGCAGUCAGAUGCCCUGGAUGCAGCUAGAGGAUGAUUUUCUGUACAUAUCCCAGGCUAAUUUCAUUCUAGCCUACCAGUUCCGCCCAGAUGGUGCCAGCUUGAACCGUCGGCCCCUGGGAGUCUUUGCUGGGCAUGAUGAGGAUGUUUGUCACUUUGUGCUGGCCAACUCACAUAUUAUCAGUGCAGGAGGAGAUGGGAAGAUUGCCAUUCAUAAGACUCGUAGUACCUUCACUGUCAAGUACUCGGCUCACCAACAGGAGGUGAACUGUGUGGACUGCAAAGGGGGCAUCAUUGUGAGUGGCUCCAGGGACAGGACAGCCAAGGUAUGGGCACUGGCCUCAGGCCGGCUGGGACAAUGCUUACAUACCAUUCAGACAGAAGAUCGGGUUUGGUCUAUUGCUAUCAGCCCAUUACUAAGCUCUUUUGUGACAGGGACAGCUUGUUGUGGGCACUUCUCACCGCUAAGAAUCUGGGACCUCAACAGUGGGCAGCUGAUGACACACCUGGGCAGUGACUUUCCUCCAGGGGCCGGGGUGCUGGAUGUCAUGUAUGAGUCCCCAUCUACACUGCUUUCCUGUGGUUAUGACACCUAUGUGCGCUACUGGGACCUCCGCACCAGUGUCCGGAAAUGUGUCAUGGAAUGGGAGGAGCCUCAUGACAGCACCCUAUACUGCCUGCAGACAGAUGGCAACCACCUCCUGGCUACAGGUUCCUCUUACUAUGGGGUUGUGCGGCUAUGGGACCGGCGCCAGAGGGCCUGCCUGCACGCUUUCCCGCUGACGUCAACCCCUCUCAGCAGUCCUGUAUACUGCCUGCGCUUCACCACCAAGCAUCUCUACGCAGCACUGUCUUACAACCUCCACGUCCUGGACUUUCAAAACCCGUGACAAGCAACCCCUUCCUGCAGGCCAGGGGAGCCAGCUACUCAGGGACCUCUCUUUCCACCCCUGCCCUGUACCUAGACCUGUGACCUCAGUGCUCAGACAUUAAAGGCACUGGUGCUCACCCAGCAAUGCAGGCCCUCCCAGGAUGUACGGAAAUGGGACCUGCUACCUUGGGCAAAUGCAGCUGAACUCAGGCCUAAGUCUGUCACCCUUAUUUAGCCAGAGGAAAGGCCUGGCCUGGAAAAGCUAAUCCUGCCCCUGCGGCUCUGCAGAGCCAUGGUGUCCUACAGAGCGGGGUGGGCCUCUGGUCUGACGUUACCUUUCACCAGCCUCUUGGAAUUGGGGGCUCAUUCCUGGAGCACCGACCUGGUUUCACUUUGAAACAGUAAAGGAUGAAGGAACCUAGCAGUUGUGGUGAGCUCUGAGCUAGCCUUACUUUGGGUUAGCUCUGUGAAGACAUACUACAAUUUUCAUUUUUGUAAAAAUAAACUUUGAUUUGUUCACA